Molecule: messenger RNA, 1476 nt
Organism: Ogataea philodendri
Lineage: Eukaryota; Fungi; Ascomycota; Pichiomycetes; Pichiales; Pichiaceae
Exons: 1
Coding region: 1-1476 (491 amino acids)
Biological process (GO): transmembrane transport
Cellular component (GO): membrane
Source: RefSeq, a predicted model, not a curated record
AUGAGGUCCCUGGGAGCAAUUAUUUUCAUAGCAUUCAGGCCUAUCAUCAAAAUAUAUUUGAUAUUAGCUGUGGGAUUUAUCUUGGCAAGAAAGAACAUCUUGACCAUUGAUACAAGCAGAAAUAUCAGUUAUAUUGUUGUGAGUGUUCUCUCACCUUGCUUGAAUUUUGCCAAAGUGGUGACAUAUCUGGAUAAUUCCUAUAUCAGACAAAUUGGUACUAUUGCAAUCAGCUCUUGUCUCGUUUUUCCUGGACAAGCACUAGCAACAUUUGCGUUCGGAAUUCUCGCGGGAUCCCCCAGAGCAUGGUGGGGAGGCAUGUUUCUUUGUGGAAUGCUUCCAAAUAUUAGUGACCUCCCAAUUGCAUACGUGCAAAGUUUGGCGUCAGCAGACAUCUUUUCCAACACUGAUCUAGGUGUGGCAUAUAUCUGCAUUUAUGGUGCGGUAAUGAAUCUUAUCCAGUUCAACCUCGGUGGAUACAGAAUUGUGGGUUUCGACUUCCCGGACACUCAUCUGUCCGGUUUCAGGCCAGACCCGGAGAAGCAAGUCGUCUCCAAGGGCAAUUCGACGAUUACUGCUACUUGCUCAACUGCAGGUACUAAUGGGCGGGAAGAAACUGAUUCAUUGCGAAGCCACGCUAUUGAAAGUUUGGAUUCAAAUGAAGAUAAUGCUAGCAUUCAACCAGAUUGCAUAGAAUCACCUCUUCGUGGUGUUCACCGCACAAAAAGUGUGAUCGAUUCAAUAUAUCACAAUAGAGACAAAAAUGUAUCAAAAGAAGGACUGAACGACAUUGUCAAAGUGUAUUCCAAGUUUAACGACAAUACUGAUAAAAAGAUUGAACCGUCGAGUACGGUCAGUACAGCUCAUGAGAACAGCUAUAAGCAUUACCUGAGCGAAUUUAUGUCAACUUUUAUCUCAAACGCGACAACACCAGCUUCUAUUAGUACAGUACUGAGUCUUGUUGUCAGCAUGAUACCUUGGGUGAAGGCAAUAUUUGUCACAACGCACCAAGCCCAUAUUCAUUCCGCUCCAGAUGGUCAACCACCGCUGAAAUUUUUGAUGGAUUUUGUCGAAUAUCUCGGGCAGGCUCAGGUUCCACUAGGACUGUUGCUUCUUGGUGGUACCAUAGGCAGGCUUAAAGUCACCGAAGUUCCACAAGGCAUAUGGAAAACCGUUCUUGCACUAGUUUGUUUCAGGCUAUUCAUCUUUCCUAUUAUUGGUUGUGCUUUCAAUUCUAAACUUCACUCUGAUGGUUUGUUUUACGGAGACAAGUUGCUUUACUUUAUUUCAAAUAUAACAUAUUGUCUUCCGCCUGCUACAUCGGUACUAUAUUUUACUGCAUUCUACUCUCCGUCAGAUACAUUACAGACUCUACAAAUGAAUAUUUUGGCAUUGGUAUACAUUGCACACUACGUUUGCCUUAUAGUUUGUCUUCCUUUUGUGGCCUCAUACACUCUGAAAAUUUCGUUGGAUGUCUAG